GUUCGAACUUCGGUAGAGAACUGGUUGCGUCUUAAGAAUCACGUGACGUGGUUAUCAUCAAGCGUGCCCGUCCUAUAACUUAGACUGGUACUUCCAGAGGUGGCUUGACGCCGCUCUUCUCAUCUAAUAUCUCUGUAGGGUCAAUUUGUGGUGUAAACCGCAGCCAAAGUCAUGGACACCGCUGUGGCAAAACAGCUUGUUGACAAGAUUUAUGAGAAGAGAAAGGCGGCUGCUCUCGAAUUAGAGAAACAGAUUCGGGAAUGCCAUCAGCAAAGUGACCAGCGCCGUAUAAACCAGAUCAUCGAACAGCUUGUGGAUAUGUUCAGCAAUCCGUCAAAUCCCCUUCACAUCAGGAAUGGAGGACUCAUUGGCCUUGCUGGUACAGCUAUUGCCCUUGGCGUGGACGUUGCACCGUACAUGGAGAAAUUCAUCGAACCCGUUCUCGCAUGUUUUACCGACCCAGAAAACAGAAUCCGGUAUUUCUCCGCCGAAUGUCUCUAUAACAUAGCCAAGGUGUCCAAGGGCGAGGUUCUUGUUUACUUCAACCCUAUAUUCGACGCCCUCAGUAAACUAGCCGCUGAUUCAGAGCUGUCGGUCAAGAAUGGGGCGGAGCUGCUUGAUCGACUUCUGAAGGACAUCGUGGCCGAGACAGCUUCGGUGUAUAUUCCACAGUAUGCAGAGACGGAGAGGAUCCGCGACCAGUUCGAUCCUCAGGAGCAGAGUAUUCUCGUCGCUUACCCUGAUGACCGAUCCUUAGGAGAAAACAUACCUACUCAGAAGAAGGCCUUUUCCCUCGCGCGCUUUAUUCCACUUCUGCAAGACAGGAUAUAUGUCCUUAGUCCUUUCACAAGGAGCUACCUCGUGUCUUGGAUAACCGUGCUCGACUCGGUCCCAGAGCUCGAACUUAUAACAUACCUCCCAGAGUUCCUGGACGGCCUCCUGAAGUACUUGUCAGACCCCACCGAGGAUGUGCGCGUGGCCACAGAGAACAUUCUUGCCGACUUCCUGCGUGAAAUCAGAGACGUCAGCAUGGUUCGCCAACGCAAAGAAGAACACGCAGAGUCCUUUGAUCUACGACGCUCGGAUGAGAAGCUUCCUGAUAUCACGAUGUCUCACUCUGAACGUGCACUUUUCAUUCCUGAGAGUGACUUUGCUCAUGAUUGUGACGGAGAAUAUAGUUUGAAGGAUGAGCACAAAUCAGAAGACUACCGUGGCACUGGAGCCUUAGUUCCUGGGCAGGGUGUACGGAUAGACUAUGCAGCUAUCAUAGAAAUUCUCAUACAACAACUUGACAACCAACAUGACGAAAUUCAACAAUCUACGGCCCUUCGUUGGCUUGCCGAGUUCUUGACCUUCGUGCCCGACGUCAUGGUGCCCUUCACGCCUCGCCUUAUCCCUGCCAUCCUCCCUAAUCUAGCACACCAUGUCCCGAUGAUCCACGGAGGGCCCGUCCGGCAGAACACAGCGGACAAGCCGAUUGUGUUCACAAGCUCACCAACCCCAACUCCUCAGUCACUGCAACCCUCACGGCCAACUGCGAUAAACCAGCCAUCAUCUUCAUCCGAUAAGACAACUUUGAUUCAGCGGCCUCGCUCAGGAACAAAUCAAACUGUCGUUACGGAAUCUUCGAGCAGACCUCAGUCACGCAUGUCAUCAAAUAGUACACCGGGUGCUCCUCCACCUGCCCCUGUUCCAGUGCCUCCUUCGCCCGUACCGGAGGAAGCAGAUCGGUUUAAUUACCAGGCGACGGUGAACGAGCUGACGAUACAGUUUUUGAGCGAGCAUGAGCAAACCAGGGUUGCUGCGCUGAAGUGGCUUAUCAUGCUGCAUCAGAAGCACCAAAGAAGGUAUUUCCAGAUUCUCGCAAUGGAUGAUGGUACUUUCCCAGCAUUACUGAAGACUUUGUCGGAUUCGUCCGAAAGAGAGAGCUACUUCAAGGUCUUCAUGAUGAACCUUCUCGAGCUCUUCAGCACAGACAGGAAGCUUCUUGAGGCCCGCGGCAGUCUCAUCAUCGCCAGCUAUGUCUCAAUCUACAAUACAGAGAGGAUAUAUAAGACAUUUGCAGAGAUUCUGGAGAAAGAAGAUGUUGGAUCUAGAGUCGCGAGCGAGAUCGUGCAGAAGUUGAACAUGAUCCUAAUCACUUCACCCGAACUGGCGGAGUUCCGAAAACGGCUGAAGAGCCUUGAGACAAGGCAAGAUGGCCAGGCGUUAUUUACCACGCUCUAUCGGUCAUGGUGUCAUAAUGCGGUUGCGGUGUUUUCGUUGUGCCUGCUUGCGCAAGCUUACGAGCAUGCAUCAAAUUUGCUAUCCAUCUUUGCUGAUCUGGAGAUCACUGUUCCACUGCUGGUCCAGGUCGACAAGUUGGUGCAGCUGAUCGAAUCUCCUGUGUUCACCU
Messenger RNA from Suillus paluster, 2395 nucleotides. RefSeq names its product vacuolar protein 14 C-terminal Fig4p binding-domain-containing protein. The transcript is spliced from 14 exons. Gene Ontology annotation, biological process: positive regulation of kinase activity; phosphatidylinositol biosynthetic process. Gene Ontology annotation, cellular component: PAS complex; endosome membrane; fungal-type vacuole membrane. NCBI's taxonomy places the organism in Eukaryota, Fungi, Basidiomycota, Agaricomycetes, Boletales, Suillaceae. The annotation marks the transcript as partial. The record is from RefSeq and is a predicted model, not a curated record.